Cantharellus anzutake is the source of this 1736-nucleotide messenger RNA. RefSeq lists its product as uncharacterized. The record is from RefSeq and is a predicted model, not a curated record. The transcript has 6 exons. Bases 93 to 1397 code for a protein of 434 amino acids. Gene Ontology annotation, cellular component: cytosol. Gene Ontology annotation, molecular function: sulfurtransferase activity; tRNA binding. NCBI's taxonomy places the organism in Eukaryota, Fungi, Basidiomycota, Agaricomycetes, Cantharellales, Hydnaceae. Gene Ontology annotation, biological process: tRNA wobble position uridine thiolation.
AUCCAUCAGGUGACUUCUAAGCUCUGUCAUCGAUCUUGAGACCCUCACAGCAGCUGAAGCGCUUACUCGACGGCACACUUUAAGUGCACCUCAUGUGCGACGAUCAAGCCCAGACACUCCCAAGGCCUAAACGGUUCGAUCGGGGAAAAAUUUGCGCCAAAUGCAAUUCUGUUACAGGAAACCUCGUGGUUCGACAUUCCGUCUACUGCAAGGCUUGCCUUGUGUCCACUGUAUCCCUAAAAGUCAGGCGGGAUCUAGAUCGUGCUCUGGAAGGAUUUACCUCAGGAUCAGGAAGGGGAAAUGUUUUAAUCGGGUAUUCUGGUGGCGCCGGUUCAUCGAUGCUGGCAGACAUAGUGAGACGCGAGUAUAUAGACACGUCACUCUCCCUCGUUCAGCCAAUGAAGCGCCAGGGUUCCAAAAAGCCACCGAGUUGGCGGUCCUCUGUUUGGAAUAAUGCGUAUAUCGCUUACGUGGAUCUCUCUGCUGCGCUGGGAGGGAAGGCAGGCCUCAGUUCAAUCAUGGAACUAGCGAAGCAUUAUCCUCAAUACACGUUGGUCAGUCUGCAUGUUCAAGAUGCGUUCGAUCCGGCGUGGUGGCACCGUGUAACAGGCCAAGAACUGAGUGCUCUCUUACACCCUAGAUUUGAAGAUGAAACAAUACUAGGGUGGGAUUCGGUGCCGUUUCCCACGCCGGAUGCCGCGCUGAAGGCAUUCCUUGAUGCCUUACCCUCAUCAUCUUCAACCGUCAUGGCGCUUCGACACCUUCUUCGUGUGUUGCUCCUUUACACGGCCAAGUCAUUGGCAUGUAGCCAUGUCCUGUUGGGAGACUCGAUCAUUUCCCUAUCUACCUCAUUGCUGUCUAGCAUUGCCUCCGGCAGUGGUCAUGUGUUGCGCCAUGAACAAACCGAACAAUGGGGAGACAUCCACAUCCUUCGGCCGAUUGCUGGCCUCACUACUAAGGAAUGUGCAGCUUGGGUUCAUUGGAACAGGAUACCUCUACUGCAUGGCAUUCAUGGUCUCAAUGGGGACAGUAGUAUUCAGAAACUCUCGGCUGACUUUUUACAUGAUCUCGAGAGAGAUUUCCCUUCAACCUUGUUUACUAUUGUUAAAACCUGCAAUAAGGUUGAAUCCCUAUCCAUACCCCUAUCACCCUGCAUAUUUUGUCUAAGGCCCAGACCUGCAGGCGUGGGAACAUGGAGGUCACAUACAGCAAUCAGGUCAAGGAAACAAUGUAUAUUGGUGCCUGAAGAAGGUGAUUUAAAUUUGUGCCCUGCUUGCCAAAGAGCCAUGCUUGGUUUGGGGCAGAGAGGGGAUGUGGCAAUAGAUUGGAUCCCAUUUCCGGUAUGGGUGAAUUUCAAUCAGUCAUACCCCCAAGUGCAGGGGCAACAUGACAAGUAGAUGUCCAUCAUGAGGCCUGUAUAUGGCCAUGUAAGGAAUGGACAGGGAAGGGAUGAUGCAUGCACUGCUUUUAUUCUUUAUUCUAUAAUAAUCUUCAGACUAAACAAUGUAUAACAACUGUAUAUACAUAUAUAGUGUCUGGGGUUGGGAAAAGGGAUUCCUUGCUCUUCUCCCCCCCUGUGUCAGGGAUCAGCAAUGACCCUGGACCCUAUGCUGGCUGCGCAUAUGCGUGUGGGAAGUAUGCCGGCAAUUCCCGUCUACUCCGCUUACCUAAGCCCUGGUGGCCCAGAUCAUCUCCGGCAUUGUUCUGGAACAUUCUAUGAUCAUGUGAUUCUAUCG